Molecule: messenger RNA, 3500 nt
Organism: Microplitis demolitor
Lineage: Eukaryota; Metazoa; Arthropoda; Insecta; Hymenoptera; Braconidae
Gene: Parp1
Product: poly [ADP-ribose] polymerase
Exons: 3
Coding region: 330-3287 (985 amino acids)
Cellular component (GO): nucleus
Molecular function (GO): zinc ion binding; NAD+ poly-ADP-ribosyltransferase activity; NAD binding
Source: RefSeq, a predicted model, not a curated record
AUUUGAGGUUAAGAAAAAAUAAAAGAAAGUUGAUAAUAGAAAUACUCGAAUUUUAUUGGUCUAAAUUAUGAACUGCGUAAUUUCGGGUGAGAGAAUUCCUUUGUGUUAAAUAACGUCUUGGAAUUUGUGAAUACAAAAAAUAUAUAUUACGAAUAUAAAGAGAACGACAUUUUCAGAAGACGCCAAAAUAAUUUACCAGCGUAGUAAAUUUUUUACUAGAAGUGUUUAUUUAAAUUAAACAAUUAAUGACCGGUACAUAUUGUUGACAUUUUGGUUUGGUUUAUAUUUAAAUUGAGUGAUUUGAUAUAUUUUUGUAAGUAAUUGGAAAAAUGACUGAUCAAUUGCCGUUCAGAGUCGAGUAUGCAAAAAGUGGACGGGCCAGUUGUAAAAGUUGCAAAGGAAAUAUUGGAAAAGAUGAUCUGAGACUUGCCAAAAUUACCCAGAGUCCAUUCCAUGAUGGUGUCAUUACAAGUUGGUUCCACCCGGAUUGUUUUUUCGCUAAAACGAAACCAAAAACGAUUGGGGAUAUUGCUAAUUUUGAUAAUAUCAAAUGGGAAGAUCAGGAAAUGGUCAAAAAAAGAGUUGAAGGAGGAUCUGAGCCAGCAGCUGGUACCAGUGGCAAAAGUCGCAAGCGCGGGAAUAAUAAAGCAUUUGAAGAUUUUAAAAUAGAAUACGCAAAAUCCAACCGUUCAGUUUGUGUUGGAUGUGAAACCCCGAUAAUAAAAGACAAUAUUCGUGUGUCUAAGAAGGAUUAUGAGAGUGAGAAAGCAAUCAAACUUGGGUCGAUUGAUCGGUGGUAUCACCUUGAAUGCUUUGCGCAAAUUCGCAAUGAGCUGGAGUUCUUUGCCGCUGGAAAUAACCUGCCGUGUUUCAAGACCCUGAAGAAAGAGGACCAGGACCUGGUGAAAAAGACUUUGCCUGCCAUAAAGGAAACUGGUGCUCCAGCGGUUAAGAAAGUUAAGGAAGAGCCGGUCGAUAGCGCUGAGGAGAAGGUCAUGAAGAAGCAGAAUAAAAAAUUAUUUGACACCAUUGACCAACUGAAAGUUGUUAAGAAGAAAGAUAUGAUUGAAAUGCUCCAGCAUAACAAUCAGUUUAUUCCAGACGGAGAGUCUCGGCUCCGUGAUGCGCUGUCCGAUCAGUUGGUCUUCGGAGCUUUGCCGACUUGUACCAAAUGCUCGGGACAGUUCAGAUUCAAGUCUGGAAUCGGGUACCGAUGCAUGGGCAACAUAACAGAGUGGACUAAGUGCGAGAAUAUUGUCGUGGAUCCAAAACGCACUAAAUUUAUUAUUCCCGAGGACAUGAAAGAGAAAUAUGAUUUUUUACAGAAGUACAAAAGUAAACCCGAGCGUCGUAUUGUUCGGAUAACGGCACCAUCGGCUGCGGUUGAACCCGUCAAGAAAGAAGACCAAGUUGACGGUCCCAAAAUUAAUCGCGGUCCCAUGCCACUCAGAGGAAUGCAGUUCGUCAUUGCUGGUAAAACUGAGAAGAGCAAAGAGGCUUUGAAAAAAGAAAUAAUGUUACUUGGUGGUACAGUUGGUACCAAAGUAAGCGACACUACUGCUGCGGUGAUUGCCAACGAGGCUGCCAUUGAAAAAGGCGGUAAAGUUAUUGAAGAAGCUGAAAAACUAGACAUUCAAGUUGUCUCUGAGGAUUUUGUUGACGAGGCAAAAGACUACAAGGAUACCCCCAUCCCAUUGAUUAUUAAAAAAAAUAUUUGCAAAUGGGGUGGCGACCCCAGUGCUCGUGUCGUUGCUUCUCUUGCUAAAUCGAGCAUCUCUGCGCGGGCUAAAAGUAUUUACGAGAAGUCUGGUAGCGGUAAAGUCAAAUUGAAAAUCAAAGGCGGCGGUGCCGUGGAUCCUGACAGUGAGCUCGAGGAUGUGGCGCACGUCUUCCAACGUGGGAACGAAAAGUUCACUGUAACUUUGGGUAUCACUGAUAUCCAGGCUAAAAAAAAUAGUUACUAUAAGCUGCAGAUACUUAAACAUGACCAUCAAAACAAGUACUGGUUGUUCAGAAGCUGGGGUCGCAUUGGCACCACCAUCGGAGGCAACAAGACCGACUCCAUGGCUCUGGAAGACUGCAUCUCGACCUUCAAAGAACUGUACCAUGAAAAGUCAGGUAAUCAGUGGGAGAAUCGUGACAUGUUUGUUAAAUAUCCGAGACUGAUGUAUCCCAUCGAUACUGAGGACAGCGACGACUCAAAAGUUGGAAUUCUGGAGUCUAAUAUCGAGAGCAAGCUUAAGAAACCUGUCCAGGAUCUGAUACGACUUAUUUUUGACGUCAACAUCAUGAAGAAGGUAAUGAAGGAGUUUGAAAUCGACACUGAAAAAAUGCCGCUGGGUAAACUGUCCAAGAAACAGCUGGAGAAAGCUUACCAAGUUCUUACGGAGCUGCAACAAUUGAUUACCAAAGGAAAUGCUGAGCGUACGCUGAUAAUUGACGCGUCAAAUAGAUUCUAUACUCUGGUUCCUCAUUCAUUUGGAGUUGACGAUCCUCCGCUGCUGAAUACCGAGGAAAUAAUUAAAGCAAAAUGCGAGAUGCUGGAGUCGUUGAUAGAUAUGGAGAUUGCCUACAACUUGCUGAGUGUUAAAACUGAUGAGAAUCAGAACCCGCUGGAUGCCCACUACGCCCAGCUUAACACCGACGUUGACGUCCUGGACAAGGACAGUGAUGAGUUCAAGAUGAUCGAGACUUACACCAAGAACACCCACGCAGCGACUCACUCCUCCUACGAGUUGCAGAUCGAGGAUGUCUUCGUUAUCAAGCGCAAGGGCGAGGACAAGAGAUACAAACCAUUUGCGAAAUUGCCGAACAAAAAAUUACUCUGGCACGGGUCUCGUACCACAAACUACGCAGGUAUCCUGUCCCAAGGACUUCGUAUCGCGCCACCGGAAGCUCCCGUCACCGGUUACAUGUUCGGUAAAGGUAUUUACUUUGCUGACAUGGUGUCCAAGUCUGCGAACUACUGUUGCACCAACAGCCAGAAUCCCACUGGUCUCCUGUUGCUCUGCGAAGUCGCGUUGGGUAACAUGUACGAGAGACUCAAAGCCGACUACAUCGAAAAACUGCCAAAGGGAAAGCACUCGACCUUCGGUAAAGGUCAGACUGGUCCUGAUCCCAACCAAGCCUUGAAGACUCCUGACGGCGUUGAAGUUCCUUGCGGUCCUCCGGUUGACCAAAAGGUUCCUAGCACUGCUUCGCUUCUGUACAACGAGUAUAUUGUCUACGAUGUUGCUCAAGUCAAGGCUCGAUACCUCGUUCGUAUGAACUUCAAGUACAAAUAUUAGACGAAUCAUGCGCGUUACAACAUUUACACUAACUCAGUGUUUGAAAAUUAUUUUUCUAUUGAUUAUUUAUCUACCUCUUAAUCUUUAGACUCUGUUUGGUAACUUAAAUACAUUUAUCUUAUUAAAUUUGUAGUAUUUAUCAUUUUACUGAGUAUAUAAUCGUGUACUUGAGUAUUAGUUCAAUAAUCAAAAUGUCAAUGUAUUGUCUUUGUU